GACCGCCUGGGGCUGUGCGGUAGGGAUGCCCGUGUGCGUCCUAUCUCAUCCCAUGCCCGUUUCCUCCCAACCCAUGUGCUCCUGUUGUAGCAGUGACGCCUCGCUACCCCCGUGCCCUCCCCAUGCCUCAGUCUCUCCCAUGCCAAGGCCAGGGCUCUCCCAGCUUUCCUUCCUUCCCGGGAAAGGGGAGGGAGCUUCCCCUGUUGCUUCCCCACAUCCCCGCAGCGGAGCCAGGAGACUGUGACGAGCUCCGGGUGCGCGGAGCCAGCGGCAGAUUCCUGGCACCGGCAGGGCGGCCGGCAGCCAUCGCCCGCCUCCUCCUCCCCGCUCAGCCCUGCUCGCUCCCCGCCGUUCCCCCCAGGCUGCACCACGGCGGUGGGCACCAGGCGGUGACGCUGGCACGGCCACGCAGCCCCCGGCCCUCCCCUGUCACCGGAUCCCAGGCCAACAGAGACAACGGGAGAGAGGAGCAGGGACAGGCCUUCCCAUGGUGUCUGCUCCCUGCCCACCACCGCUGCUGCCCUCAUCAGCCUGGGCACAUGUGGGUGAAGACCAGAAUCCGUGCUGGGUGCUGCUCCCAUGCCCUCGGCCACAGCACCUCCCUGGGACCCCAGGUCUUGUUCUCAUGCUUGUGGGAACGGUCCUGUGGUCCUGCUCUGGGAUUGCCCUCUGCACUGGGAUUUGGGGAUGCCAAAGGCACAUGUUGUGGGGGCUCGCAGCUCCCGCUUGCCCAUGCCGCCGCCUAUAAAGCGGGGCCGGGGCCGGCGGCCGGGCAGAGGCGGUGGCAGCGGAGGCGGCAGGCAGCGCCCGGCCCCCCCUCCCCGCCCCCGGCCGCCCGGUUCCCCCGGUUCCCCGGCACCAUGCGCACCGCCCUGCUGCUGCUCGCCCUGCUCGCCCUGCCCGCCCGCACCGCCCGCCCCAAGCUCGCCCUGCCCAUCCGGCCCGACAGCGAGCCGCUGCCCCCCGGGGGGGCGGCAGGUUGUGCCUUCGGGGGGCAUUUCUAUGCGCUGGAGGAGACGUGGCACCCCGACUUGGGGGAGCCCUUCGGGGUGAUGCGCUGCGUGAUCUGCCAUUGCGAGACGCAGAGGAAUCGCCGAGGGAAACCAGUGGGGAAAGUGAACUGCAAGAACAUGAAGCAGGAUUGCCCUGUUCCCACCUGCCCCCGUGCCACGCUGUUGCCCGGGCACUGCUGCCACACCUGUCCCAAAGCAUUGCCAGGACCCCUGGAGAAGAGCUCUGAGCCACCUUUCGACACCUUUGAGUACUUCCAGGACAAGGAGGAUGAGAUGGACAAGCCGUACAACGACCGCUCCUACCUCAGCUCCGAAGGUUUGGCACGCGACGAUGCCCGCACAGAAUUCGUGGCCCUGCUGACAAGUGGCCCGGAGCCGUGGCACCCCACAUCCAGCGCGGUGGCCAAGGCUCGCUUCACCCUGCUGCGCUCCUACCUGCUCUUCUCCAUCAGCUACGAGCGGCUGGGCCGGCCGAGCCGGGUGCGUUUCAGCGACCCUGAGGGCACCGUGCUGUUUGAGCACCCAGUACAGAAGAGCGCAGCCCCUGAGGAUGGCAUGCUCUGUGGGAUGUGGAGGACGGUGUCCAAAGCCAACAUACAACUGCUGCGUGCUGAGCAGCUCCGCGUGUCCCUCAUCACCCGUGCGCAGCCCUCUGGAGAGGUGCACGGGCACAUCCUCAAGCACCGCGCGCUCUUUGCAGAGACAUUUGGUGCUAUCCUGACCUCAUCAGACCCCGCACAUCUUGGGGCCGGGGGCAUGGCCAUGCUGACGCUGAGCGACACCGAGAACAACCUACACUUCAUCCUCAUGGCCCGUGGGCUGCUGGAGCCGGGCGCUGGGGAGUCCCCCUGGGUACCGCUGCGGGUCCGUAUCCUGCACCAAGGCCAGACGCUUCGUGAGGUGCAUGCCAACAUCACUAUGGAGGACCCCGACUUUGCGGAGGUGCUGAGUGACCUGUCCACCCAUGAGCUGCAGUGGUUGGCACAGGGGCAGCUCCGCAUCGUGGCUGACACCGAGGGUCAGCACCCGCGCCAGCUGGAGGGCACCAUUACUGCCCGCCGCAGCUGUGACACCAUCCAAAGCGUGCUGUGCGGCGCAGACGCAUUGCAGCCCACCAAGACGGGGGCGGUGGGCUCAGCCAAGCUGGCGCUGCAUGAGAACGGCACGCUGGAAUACCAGGUGCGGGUGGUGGGCACAGCCAGCGAGGUGGUGGGGGUCACACUGGAGACCAAACCGCGGCGGAAGAACAAGAGGAACGUCCUCUUUGACAUGACCCCCAGCUAUAGGGACGGGCUGGCUCAGGGAGUGUGGCACAGCCCCAGUGCCCGCGAUGCGCACAUGCUGCUGCAGAACGAGCUCUUCCUCAACGUGGCCACCAAGGAUUGGGUAGAGGGUGAGCUGAGGGGCCAGGUCAUCUCCCUGCCCUACAGUGGGCUCUUGGCACGCUACACAGAGAUGCCAGUGCCGUUGGCGGGGCAGCUGGUAUCCCCCGCAGUGAGCAGCGGGGCCGGGGGCCAUGCAUGGCUGUCGCUGGAUGAGCACUGCCACCUGCACUACGAGAUUGUGGUGGCGGGGCUGGGCCGCCCAGCUGAUGGCACAGUCAGCGCCCAGCUGCACGGUGUGGCCGAGCUGGGCGAGAUGGGCUCACGGCCACACCUGCACAAGCGGAUGCUCAAGGGGUUCUAUGGCACUGAGGCUCAGGGGGUGGUGAAGGACCUGGACGCUGAGCUUCUGCAGCACCUAGCACAGGGCACUGCGUUCCUGCAAGUCAGCACCAAGGCACACCCACGUGGGGAGAUGCGGGGAUGGGUGCACAUCCCCAACCGCUGCCAGGCAGGAGGGGCCCGCCUGUCCACCGGGGAGGCUGGGCUCUCAGAGGGCCCCAAAAGCAGGGAUGUAGAACAGCUGAAAAAGGACCCCAACUCCUGCUUCUUCGAGGGGCAGCACCGUGCACAUGGCACCCGCUGGGCACCUGACUACGACAAGAAGUGCUCCAUCUGCAGCUGCCAGAAGCGCACAGUGAUCUGCGAUCCCAUCCUGUGCCAGCCCCUCAACUGUACCCGCCAGGUGCACCCUGAGGAGCUGUGCUGCCCCGUCUGUGAAGAGAAGAAGAUGGAGCAGGAGCAGCUGAAGCUGGAACGGGCACGGGACAGCAGUGAGGGCUGCUACUUUGAUGGGGACAAGACGUGGCGAGGCUCUGGCACCCGCUGGCACCCCGUCGUGCCACCGUUCGGCCUCAUCAAAUGUGCCAUCUGCACCUGCAAGGGCACCACGGGUGAAGUGCACUGUGAGAAGGUGCAGUGCCCACGCCUCACCUGUGCCAACCCUGUGCGCGUCAGCCCCUCCGACUGCUGCAAGCAGUGCCCAGCCCCUGAGAAGAGUGUCCCUGAGCUGACCGAUGGCAUGCAGGCAGACGGACCCCGUGCGUGCCGCUUUGGGCGCCGCUGGUACCUCAACAAUGAGAGCUGGCACCCCUCGGUGCCACCCUUUGGGGAGAUGAAGUGCAUCCUGUGCUGGUGUGUGUCAGGAGAGACGCACUGCCAGCGCCAGGAGUGCCCGCCAGGUGCCUGUGCCAGCCCCAGCAGGAGGGACAACCCCUGCUGUGCCAAGUGUCGCGCCCUGGAUGCACCCCCAGAAAAGAUGCACGAAGCCACAGCAGAGUCAUGGAGCCACUGAGCAGUGAGCGCAGCUUGAGAGCGCAGCGAUGCCGGAUGGCCCUACAGAGCCCCAUCGCCCCCCCCCCACGGCUGGGCACGGGGCACAGAGGAGCAGGGAUGGGGAAGGCACCCCCUCUGGGCACGGCUGCAGUGCUGAGCCACCCUAGCAGCCAGCAGCAGGGCUGGGGGAGCCAGGACACUCUGCACUCGCACUCACGAGCUCCCGGCUGGUGGGCGCAGCAGGCAUCGUGCCCGCUUUGUACAUAGUGUAAAAUCCCUCUCACCCCCGUUUCGCUGUGCCCACCCCAGUUCGUCUGGACUUGGUGUGUAAUUUAUAGGGACGGGGGUCCCAAAUGUAUUUAUUAAAGACAGAGAUAUUGCCCA
Messenger RNA from Centrocercus urophasianus (Greater sage-grouse), 4054 nucleotides. RefSeq names its product chordin (gene CHRD). Lineage: Eukaryota; Metazoa; Chordata; Aves; Galliformes; Phasianidae. The record is from RefSeq and is a predicted model, not a curated record. The transcript has 25 exons. Gene Ontology annotation, biological process: multicellular organism development. The coding region runs from base 123 to 3689 and encodes 1188 amino acids. Gene Ontology annotation, molecular function: protein binding.